This is a messenger RNA of Daldinia caldariorum, 1532 nucleotides long. RefSeq lists its product as uncharacterized. The coding region runs from base 420 to 947 and encodes 175 amino acids. The transcript is spliced from 3 exons. Lineage: Eukaryota; Fungi; Ascomycota; Sordariomycetes; Xylariales; Hypoxylaceae. The record is from RefSeq and is a predicted model, not a curated record.
UGUAAAUAGCAUCAUAAAAUUGCUACAAAUGGGAUUGAAACAAAAAUCUAUCUAAUACAAACAUCCCGGGGAAGAUCACACAUGCUAAUCAGAUCAAACUCGAGACCUAGAAAGUCUGUGCUCUUCAACGUUUGCAUGAGCACAAAAUUUAUCGAGUUUUCUUGUAAUUGGCGAAUGAGUGACGAAGUUUGCGGCUCAUCCCUAGCAAUCAAUCAAUUGCACUCCACAGGCCAUUCACCGUUCCUUUGUUAGACGAUCAUCGGAGAUCGUUUCCAUCGAAGCAAUUUUUUUAAUCAGCUAUCGGAUAAAUAUCCAUGCUAGGAUCGGUCGCCCAAUAGGGUAGGAAAGCAGGCUAAAAUAUUCCUAUAUAAAGUUAAUAAAUCUCGCUGCUCUUACUGACAGGUAGUUUUUGAAGGGUCAUGUUGCGUCAAAGUCCUUUCAACAUGCAUCUAUCUUCCGCAAUUCUUCUUGCCCUAUCAUCGGGCGCUACCGCGGCAGUUCUACCCUUCGAUGUCCCGGCACCAGCCCGAGUCCGAGAUGCCCCCACGCCGACAGGAUGCACGGCCGCGGCGAUCGCUACCGAGACCACCAUCAACCGAGGAAGCGAGGGCAUCUGGGUGAUUGGACCAAGCGCACCGAAUUUGAAUGAGCUUUACAAGUUUAGACAGACGGACUGGCUCGACAAUGACCACCAAAAGAUUCUGGACACCUGCGGUAACAUCUGCUUGGAAGGAAACAAUACCGCUGAUACAGGCAUUUGGCUGCCAAGCGGUAAAUACUUUCAAGGCGCGUUCGUCAACACACCGGGAGGAAACGGCCCAGACCACCUCCUAUGGCAGUGCGCGUGCUACGAUCGUGCCGUAACACAGGACGAUCUUGUUCCUGGUGGCGGGACUUGGAAUAACGCCAACCCCGGAAGUGGAACCAUACUCAACCGCAAGUGUUGAUUCGUUGAUUCGACGGCUUUGCAAACGGAACUCGUGGAAGCGAGAUGGGGCGGCAGGGCGGAUAGUCGUUGGUAGCUGUGAGAUGGGACUUGGCUACUCGUUAUGUAGCAUGCUAUGGUUUUACACGUACAGCCAUAAAAGGAAUUAACGAAAAAAAAGGAAGGAAUAAAUGUUCCCUGUGUCAAUCUAUGGAUUGGUGAUGUCGUAAGAUGAAUGCCUUGACUGUAUCCAAGCAUCUUGAUGGGGGAUGAGUUAGUCUCAACCUCCCGAUUCGGCUUGUUCUAGGCAGAAAUAAACUCCUCAGUUAUCGCGUUUGUAUUUAGGACUACUGAUCGAAAGAGAUUACUGAAACAGGAUGGUUGCAACAGAGACAAUGCUACCCUGAUGUACAUGCCCCUAUCGGCUUCUUGCCGCGUUGUGGACAAUGCAAGCUACCGUAGAGCCAUGUCUACGAACGGCGAAGCAACAGGUAUUGAAAGUAGACUCCAGAAUAUCAACUUUGAUGGAGAUAUGUCCUCGGUGGCACAGCUUCUGGUCAGAUAGAGCUUAUCAUAUAUCAUUUACUUGAGUUAUGUUAGUUUAGGU